Messenger RNA from Lacerta agilis (Sand lizard), 1894 nucleotides. RefSeq names its product chromosome 5 C12orf4 homolog (gene FERRY3). The transcript is spliced from 14 exons. Gene Ontology annotation, biological process: regulation of mast cell degranulation. Gene Ontology annotation, cellular component: cytoplasm. The record is from RefSeq and is a predicted model, not a curated record. Lineage: Eukaryota; Metazoa; Chordata; Lepidosauria; Squamata; Lacertidae. The coding region runs from base 125 to 1780 and encodes 551 amino acids.
GUUCCGGGGGACAGAAAAGUGGGCGGGGCGUGUCCUGGCCGACGCGGGGACUCACGUCUCGUGUGAAACGGGCAUUCCGCCGAAGGAGGGCAGCGAGGGGGUUCAGGAGCGCGAAGCCUUUGAAAUGAAGGGCGACCAAGGAACAAUCUGUAGUAAGGAGAGAGGGUUUUUGUAUGAAUUCAGGGCUGGAAACCAACAUUUCGUGCUUACAGUUCCUCUGAAAUUCCCAGUGCAAGAAAGUGCUACCCAUUUGCAUAGGCAUCUGAUGCGUCCUUACAACUUGCCAUGCUUCAUAGAAAACGAUUUAAAGGAAUCCCUGAAUAGAUUCAUUGAGGAGGAAUCCAUAAAAGAUCAUGAUGAAGAAGCAGAAGGAGCCCUGGAAGCUGUAAAGUCUGGCAAAGUAGAUUUACACCAACUGGCAAAUGCUUGGGCCAAAACUUAUACUGAGGCAACCUUGGAAUAUGCAAGACCUGAAGACCCAAGCUGGGAUGAAGAUUUUGCAGAUGUCUAUCAUGAUCUUAUCCAUUCUCCUGCUUCUGAAACUCUGUUAAAUCUGGAACACAAUUAUUUUGUUAGCAUCUCCGAACUGAUAAGUGAAAGAGAUGUGGAACUGAAAAAAUUACGAGAAAGGCAAGGUGCUGAAAUGGAUAAGGUGAUGCAAGAACUGGGGAAGUCAUUAUCGGAUCAAGACGUAAACAUGCUGGCAGCGCAACACUUUGAAUCCCAGCAGGCUUUGGAGAACAAGUGGAACAGUGAACUGAAGCAAACUACAGCUAUACAGAAACAGGAGUAUCAGGAAUGGGUGGUAAAGCUUCAUGAGGAUCUGAAAAACCCCGGCACCACUAUUGGUGAUGAAAUAAAUGUCCAACCCAAUCAGUGGAGAGAAUCUGCAGAAGGCAACGGGAGGCUUUUUGAAGACCAGAGACAGCUGGAAGAAAGCUUCACUAUUCAUCUGGGAGCCCAAUUGAAAACAAUGCAUAACUUGAGACUGCUGAGGGCAGAUAUGCUGGACUUCUGCAAGCACAAGCGCCAUCACCGCAGUGGAGUCAAACUCCACAGGCUUCAAACGGCACUGUCGCUUUAUUCAACUUCUCUUUGUGGCCUGGUCUUGUUAGUGGAUAAUCGCAUCAGUUCGUACAGUGGGAUCAAAAGAGAUUUUGCAACAGUUUGCCAGGAGUGCACAGACUUCCACUUCCCUGGGAUUCAGGAGCAACUUGAAGUUGUUCAGCAGGUUGUACUUUAUGCCAGGGCACAACGCAGCAGUAAGUCCAAGAGACUGCAUGAUUCAGGAAACAGAAACAAUGGCAAUGAAGAUAAAUCUAAGACCAUAGAACAAAACCUAUCAAAUAUUUUACCUGGAGAAUUUUACAUCACCCGUCAUUCAAAUCUCUCUGAGAUUCAUGUUACUUUUCACCUCUGUGUGGAUGAUAAUGUGAGGUCAGGUAAUAUUACUGCCCGGGAUCCUGCAAUAAUGGGCCUACGAAAUAUCCUCAAAGUGUGUUGCACACAUGACAUUACCACAGUUAGUAUUCCUCUUCUGCUGGUACACGAUAUGUCUGAGGAAAUGACUAUAUCCUGGUGUCUGAAAAGGGCAGAGCUUGUAUUUAAGUGUGUUAAAGGAUUCAUGAUGGAAAUGGCUUCAUGGGAUGGAGGGAUUUCUCGGACGGUUCAAUUCCUGGUACCGCAGAGUAUUUCUGAAGAAAUGUUUUAUCAGCUGAGUAAUAUGUUGCCACAGAUUUUCCGCGUCUCAUCUACGCUCACUCUGACAUCCAAACACUGAGUGCCUCCAGAUACUCUGAAAAGGAAAUACAGGAAGACAACACUGGAUCCAUUUUAAUCCAUUAAGCAUCUCCUCUUUAAUGAUAACCACCUGAAUGUGAUUAUGAUUAUAAGU